Anopheles moucheti is the source of this 1912-nucleotide messenger RNA. RefSeq names its product stabilizer of axonemal microtubules 1. Lineage: Eukaryota; Metazoa; Arthropoda; Insecta; Diptera; Culicidae. The record is from RefSeq and is a predicted model, not a curated record. Gene Ontology annotation, cellular component: cytoskeleton; axonemal microtubule; ciliary basal body. Gene Ontology annotation, biological process: microtubule anchoring. The transcript is spliced from 6 exons. Bases 1 to 1485 code for a protein of 494 amino acids. Gene Ontology annotation, molecular function: microtubule binding.
AUGCCGCAAUGUUGUAAUUGUGCCUGCGGUAGGCCGGGAUGCGUGCCUAUGAAGCGCGUGCGCUACGUCCAGCCUCCAAAACGGGAAUCAUGCAAACCAAUCGUAACGUACAAACCGCCAGAGGUGGAAUUUGGAGGUGAUUCCGUGUACAAAACGUCCUUUAAUACAGAUCCUCAGCUUGUUGUCAAUGCUCGCCCGCUGGCAAUCAAGCCACAAAGCCAUUUGGUGCCACAUCCCGGAAGUUUGGAAAAAACUACUGUCACAGCGCUCUCCUACCCUGGAUAUAACAAUGUAGACCGAGCACAACCGAUAGUUCCUACUGGUAAUCAGUUGAUACAGCCGGGACCUUUGCAGGAGGUAACCACUAGCCGGCAUGAUUAUGUGGCCAAAACGACACCAAAGCGUUACAAAAUUGUCCCGGCAAGCCAUAUGCACGUGCACAGUGCGCCGUUUGAGAAACAAACUAUGAACAAACUGUCGUACAGCUGUCCCAACAUGGCUGGCUUUGAACCGGCCCGGUCUUGCAAACCGUUGCGCGAGUACGAACGUCCCGAGAUUCCGAUGCAGUCUGAAACGACCACAAAGCUCAGCUAUGGUCCUAUCUGUCCACCGCCAAAAGACGAUGUACCGUGGGCGCGGCGAGCGUGCUACCAACCGCCAGACGUACCAAUGGAUAAUGAGACGACGUACAAAAAAAGCUACAUGCCCGGAUGUCCAAACGAACGCGUCAAGAUGGUACUGCCGUACAACAAUAUCUCCGUACCUGCCGGUUCGGGUUUCGAAUCGAAGACAGUCUACAAAGAGAGCUACCACAGUGCCACGUGCGGCGAGCGCCCGCCCCCGAUCCGACCAACGCCACAUCUGCGGGUGUCCAAUCAAAAACUCGAGGACGAUACAGUUUACAAGACGUCAUUUGCAACGUACUGCAACACGGAACGUCCGGCGCCAAUACUUCCGCGACCAGCACCACUUAUCGGAGAUGGUCCGAUGCAGGAGAUGACAACACAAAGGCAUGACUUUGUUUGCAAAGGACAAGCGAAGCGGGAUCCAAUAGUUCCCCAAGGAUCUCUUACGAUGCCAACCGGACGGGUAGAGAGUGCUACCGUCAAUCGUUUAACCUACACAAAUAACAAAGAAAACAUAAUUCCAACGAAAUCAUGUAAACCGAUUAUCACCUACAAGCGCCCGGAAGAACCAAUGGCGAGCGAUACGACGCAAAAGCUUAGCUAUAUGCCUGUUUGUCCACCACCCAAAGAGCAUUAUCCUUGGGCCCAACGGGCUCGCUAUCAACCCCCCAACCUACCUAUGGAUUCAGAGACAGUGCAGAAAUGCAGCUACCCCCCACCAGGAAAAUACAUCGAAGAACCCUGCUCCAGCACAACGGUAUGCUGCCAGUCUUGCAGCCCGGCAGCAGUGAACUGCUGUGCAAACGUGGCCACGGCAUGCAAUGGUGUCAGUUACCCGCGAGCAGCAAUUGUGAAGUAGUUCCAACGUCCAAUUCUAACUCUUCAGUGUUCGGUCUUGCAAUUCCGAUUUGAAAUGUAAUUCAGAUGUAUUUAUUUUAUUUAUUCACUUUGCGUCGAUAAGUUUAAAAAACCGAACGAAUUAUUUUUUUGAUAAUUAUAACCUGGUGAUUUGUACAAAAUUCAUAUCACGUACAGUUAAUCUUUUGUUAUCGAUAUUUACUGACAAAGCAAUAUACAGGGUAACAUUACUGAACCCCACUCAAAAUAAUUAAAUCUACCAGUCGAUAGACGUGUAUAUAGGUGACGACCUUUACUCAAUUGCAGCCCAAGUGACUGAGAUAUAUGGUCUAGGUGUCUAGGAUCAUCACCUAACAUCAGCUCAAAUUCAAGGGGAUUUCAACCUUUGCUAUUGGCUAUAGGUGGAACUCGAUGAACUAAAGAAACAA